CAGUACAUGAGGGGCCUCUCAGAAGGCGCAGCCGCCAAUUACUUCCCGCUGGGCACAGCCCCGGCCGUACCCCUGGUCUCCCGGGUUUCCAAAGUGAGCAUCCCGCCUUUCAGACAGAGCCCUUGUGGGUCGAGAAGCAGCAGCCGGUACUCGAGCACCGAGACCCUGAAGGAAGAGGACCACUUUGGGCCCUACUGGCCCAGCCAAAGCCGGAGCAUCCAGGGUGGCCUUGGCAUGUACAGAUCCCCCAGCUUUGGCCACAGCGACAACCUGGCCAGAUUGCAGCAGCAGGUCCGGGUGCGUCCAAAGCUGCCCACGGGCAUUGGCAAAGUGAAACAGGACCUGUCCAGUGAGACUCUGCUCCACUGUGGAGUCGAGGUCGAGCGAGCCAAGCACAGGAAAUCCAUGUCCAACCCUGACAUAGCCACUGAGACCCUGUCUCUCCUCAGCUUCCUGAAAUCCGAUCUCUCCGAGCUGAAGGUGAGGAAGAAAGGUGGCGGGGUCAGUGACCAAGAAGAAGGGGCUGUUAGCAGUGGCAGGAGUGAGAGUUACCGGAGCCCAGUUGAACCCCAAGUGGGAGGCAGAGGCCGAAGUGAGGCACAAAUCCCCAACCGUUGGGCGCUAGGCAACCGCCCAACUCUCAAAGACCUCACUGCGACCUUACGCCGGGCCAAGUCAUUCACCUAUUCUGACAAACCAGCGCCACGCAGGCUCUUCCUCCAGAGCUCCAUGAAGCAGAGCUCUUCAGAGCUUCUCCUGGCCAGUAACAGCGACCAUGACAGCGUGGUGUCCGACGGGGACACUGGCCAGACAGCGGAUGUUGAUGGGCUCCCGGUCAUCAUCCAGGAUCAGUAUAUUCAGGAAGCACGGCAAGUCUUUGAGAAGAUAAGUCGGAUCGGCUCCCAGCACGACUACGGCUUUGCAUUGGAGAAGGACAGCGCAAGUGCAAAGGGUGUGGCGGAGUUUACAGACAGCCAGAAGGAAGCCAACCCGGCCCUUCUGGGGAGCAGAGAGCAAGAGCAGUGUCUUAGGAAAGUAGAGUCCGAAGAAAACCUCUCUGGUGGGAAGUCCAUGGAGGAGCUCUCGGGUCAUGAGUCUAGCAUGACGGAUGAAGGCAUCGUGACAGAGCCCGACAUGGGACUCACCAGCGCAGCCUACAGGGAUCUCUGUCAGGCUGUCACGGCGUGGACACCAACCAACGCCGGCCAAGGGGAGAGGGACACCGAUCGAGUGAACAGCAAAGAGCUUCCCCUGUCUGGGCUCGCAGCUAGAAUGAAUCAUGAGGGCUCUGUUGUCAAUGAUACCCUUCCUGGUAAAGCCAUGGCCCCAGGGACUCUAGAGGCACCUCUGACUCCAACCACUCCACGGCGCCGAAGGAAGUUUCCCUCCGUUGGCAACAAUGGGUCUGAUUCCAGCAAUGGGGAAUCCAGUGGCGAAGCCUACAGAUCCCUGAGUGACCCCAUGCCCCAGAGGAGGUGCUCCAUCACGGAAGAGACUGAGAGCUUCUUGGUGGACAGUAAUCUCUUAGGGUCUCUGAAUUCCAAGGCUGGCGCCCCGGAGCCGUUGGCCAUGGCUCUGUCUGAGUGCACCGGGAGUGCUGCCAGCGACCUGUCCGUCUGUAGCGAUGGCAUCAAGGAUUACAACACCGUGAUCCAGAACAUCGUUAGCCAGCCUGGUGCCAUGGACAAGGUGAUUGAUGAGAGGGGAAAUGGAAAGACAAUCAAGAAGAAAUCGUUUAGUGACCCCAGCCGUCGCAGCGAGUUGGCCAGCGCCGGCUUUGAGGGCCCUGGAGAGCCCAUCAGUGAGAUGGACCAGACCAUCCCACCUUCCAGCAGCGAACCCAUCCUCUCCGAGCAAAGGGACGAGGUGGGGGAGCUGGAGGAAUCAGGCCAGGAGGUUGGGAAGCUGGGCUCUCCAUCUCAGCAUGUCCUACCUGCACAGCCAGAAGGCAACAAUGCAGGAGAGUCCGCACCAAACUAUAGCUUUGACCCCAAGCUGGCAGAAGUCCUGUCCCGCCGGAUCAUCAGGCGCAGUUCCAAGAAACGCACCAACCGGGUGACUCACCAGGAGAAUCAUGAGGCUGCCUCCUUUGCCACGACUCCUGCUGCUACUUUAAGUCGGUUAAGGCCUGCAUCCAAGCAUGUCCGGCAUACCAGCGAGCCUGCAGCCUUCAUCCCCAUCUCAGCCCCAGAGCUCAAUCAAAACAUCCAUGUAACUGUGCCAGAAUCUUCACCUCUCCCCAUCAAAUCCUACCCUGUAGGCCAAGCUCCAUCCUUGGAGGAUGUCACCAAGCAAUACAUGUUGACUCUUAACUCCGUGGACUCAUCUUCUGGUGGUACUGUGGAUAUGCCCAGGUCUUCCCCUGCGACACCAACUACUUCGGAGCCCAAGCUACUGAGAUGUUCAAAGCAGCAGGAGGAACACAGCCCUAGCAGCACCAAGAACAAGCCUCAAGUGGACAUGCGGAAACAUGUCACCCUGACGCUCCUGGAUACCGAGCAGUCCUACGUGGAGUCGCUCCGCACCCUGAUGCUGGGUUACAUGAAGCCCUUGAAGCAGCCAGAAAACUCGAUCCUCUGUGAUCCGUCCUUGGUGGACGAGAUAUUCGACCAGAUCCCCGAGUUGCUGGAGCACCACGAGCAAUUCCUGGAGCAGGUCCACAACUGUGUGCAGAACUGGCAUGAGAAGCAGAAAGUGGGCGACGUCCUGGUACAGUCUUUUUCCAAGGACAUCCUGGUGAACAUUUAUUCGGCGUACAUCGAUAACUUCCUCAAUGCCAAGGAUGCUGUGAGAGUAGCCAAGGAAGCCAGGCCGGCCUUUAUGAAAUUCCUGGAGCAAAGCAUGCGGGAGAACAAAGAGAAGCAAGCGCUGUCGGACCUCAUGAUCAAGCCUGUGCAGAGGAUCCCGCGUUAUGAGCUGCUCGUGAAGGACCUCCUGAAGCACACGCCCGAGGACCACCCCGACCACCCCUACCUCAUCGACGCCCAAAGGAACAUCAAGCAAGUGGCCGAGAAGAUAAACAAAGGGAUGAAGAGCGCCGAGGAGGUGGAGCGGAACGCCAGGAUCGUACAGGAGAUCGAGUCCCACAUUGAAGGGAUGGAGGAUCUCCAAGCCCCGCUCCGGAGGUUCCUGCGCCAGGAGAUGGUGGUGGAAGUGAAGGCAGUGGGUGGGAAGAAGGACCGCUCGCUCUUCCUCUUCACGGACCUCCUCGUUUGCACCACCCUGAAGCGCAAGUCGGGGUCUCUGCGCCGCAGCUCCAUGAGUCUUUACACGGCCGCCAGUGUUAUAGACACAGCCAGCAAGUACAAACUGCUCUGGAAAUUGCCCUUGGAGGAUGUGGACAUUGUGAAAGGGGCCUCCCAGUCCACCAACCGCGAGAGCAUCCAGAAGACGAUCUGCCGCCUGGACGAGGACCUGAGCACUCUGGGCCAAGUCAGCAAGCUCUCUGAGACCCUCAGCUUCCCCCACCAGAGCCUGGAUGAUGUCAUCAAAGACCUGAUGGCAGCCAUCCACCGGGAGCUGGCGGAGAAGCAGUCCCUCUCCUUCAGCAUGUCCUUCCCACCCAACAAGGUGGAGCUCACCACCACCAAAGCCGACGGCACCGAGUCCUUCAUCUUCGAGUUCCCCAACCCCGACGCGCGGCACAGCUUUGAGCACGCCUUCGAGGACACCAAGAAGAAACUGGCCUCCCACAAAAAUUGCCUGGACCCGGAGUUCCUGAAGGCGAUCCCUAUCAUGAAGACACGCAGUGGGAUGCAAUUCUCUUGUGCUUCUCCCAGUCACAGCAGCCCCGAGAACGCCUACGAGGUGUGGGUGUGUAACAGCGAUGGCUACGUGGGGCAGGUCUGCCUUCUCAGCAUCAAGAAGGAGCCCUCGGUGGAGGCCUGCAUCGCCGUGUGCUCGGCCAGGAUCCUCUGCAUCGCUGCUGUGCCAGGCCUCAAGAGGAGCUACAGGGAGCGUCCCGAGUCCCUGGUGAGUCCGACCUCCGAGCCAGCUCCUUCAGCGCUGGACGACUCCGGGCCCCAGCAGUGCCUGCACAUCUCCAUCUCCGGCUCCUCCAUAGAGCUCUCCGAGCCCAUGGACAGCGCUAACAGGGAGCUGAUGCCUUUUGACAGCGAUGACACAGACGACGAGUCCUCUCCAAGCCCGUCAGGCACCCUCCAGAGCCAGGCCAGCCACUCCACCAUCUCCUCCAGCUUUGGAAAUGAAGAGCUCCCCAGCUCCAAAGAUGUGGCUGCUGAGACGACCAGCUCGGAGGAGGAGCAAGAACCAGGCUUCCUUCCCAUCUCCAACACCUUCAGCCAGAACAGGAACAGCGAGAGCCCCGUGGAUGGGCGGGCGAUGAGGCGGUCGAGCCGAGGGUCCUUCACCAGGGGAAGCUUGGAGGACCUGCUGAGCAUCGACCCCGAGGCCUAUCAGAGCUCAAUGUGGCUGGGCACAGAGGAUGGCUGCAUCCACGUGUACCAAUCCUCGGACAACAUCCGCAACCGGAAAAACAGCAUGAAGAUGCAGCACUCGGCCUCCGUCAUGUGCAUCUUGUAUCUGGACAACCAGGUCUUCGUGUCCCUGGCAAACGGAGAACUCCUCGUCUACCAGAGAGAGGCAGGACACUUCUGGGACCCCCAGAACUCCAAGUCACUGUCCAUUGGCUCCCCAGGCAGCCCUGUCACUAAGAUGGUGUCGGUGGCCAGCAAGCUGUGGUGUGGGUGUCAGAACCGAGUCAUCAUCCUCAACACAGCCACGCUGCUGCAAGAGCACAUGUUCCAUAUUGGGCAGGACAGCAACCGCAGCGUGACCUGCAUGGUGAGCUGCAGCCCGGGGAUCUGGAUCGCGCUCCAGAGCAGCGCCCAGGUGAGGCUGUACCACGCCACAAGCUACGAGCAGCUGGCUGAAGUCGAUAUCACGCCCCUGGUCCACAAAAUGUUAGCAGGUUCAGAUGCCAUUAUCCGCCAGCACAAGGCUGCCUGCUUGCGGAUCACCGCCCUGCUGGCUUGCAAGGACUUGCUCUGGAUUGGCACCAGUGCCGGGGUGGUGCUGACUCUGUCCCUAACGGCCAACACCACUUCCUUAAAGAUGCCCCUGACGCCAGUGGGUUUGUCCCAGGGACACACGGGCCACGUGCGCUUCCUCACCUCCAUCGAACUGCCCGACGGCUUUGAUAUCCUCUUUCCGCUGCCGAGGGAUCCAGGUACCGAGAAGCAGAGCGACACAGAAAAGAGAGAUGUGGCCAGGCACAGGUCCUCCAACAUGGUCCACGUCAAGUCCAAGAUGCUGGUGAUCAGCGGCGGGGAUGGCUAUGAGGAUUUCAGACUCACCAACAGCAGUGAGACAGUGGGACGAGACGACAGCACUAACCAUCUCCUCUUGUGGAGGGUCUGAUGCGCAGCUGCACGGGGCCCCGCCGGGGAGAGUGCACCAGCCCCACCCCUGCCUCCUCUUGUUACCAACCACCCCCCAGCCCAUCUCGUCUCCCAUUCCGGAUGAUUUGUGUGUGCCUGGGGCCACGCUCCUCCCAAACACAGCGUCUGCAGCGUGGGGGGAGGAACACGUUCGACAAACGCCCGCUGGCGCAGCCCGCAUUUCCACCAGGGCGUGUGUGGACGGGGCGCCUGGAUGUGCAGAUGGCUGUGGCGCUGUUUGGAAGCAUCCAGGUGAAAGAAGAGGGCUUAGAGGAGAGAAUUCAGCGUUCGCGCCGUCAGCAAGGGGCCUUUCUUCUGGGUGUUGUGCUUCGAUCAGCCUGCGGUUCCAAAUCCGGGCACUUGGGAGCGGAAGAGCCGCCUCUGCCUGAGCUCGCCCGGGGAUGGCACCUGCCCAUUAUCUUGCUCUGUCUCUUGUCCACCCAGCCAUGCAGAAUCGGAAACCCUAGACAUUCACUUCCCUGAGAUCCCCGCACACAAGACAGUGCUCCCAGCUCCUUAGCA
Messenger RNA from Pelodiscus sinensis (Chinese soft-shelled turtle), 5921 nucleotides. It is a transcript of the gene ARHGEF17, whose product is annotated as Rho guanine nucleotide exchange factor 17. Gene Ontology annotation, molecular function: protein binding; guanyl-nucleotide exchange factor activity. Gene Ontology annotation, biological process: actin cytoskeleton organization. NCBI's taxonomy places the organism in Eukaryota, Metazoa, Chordata, Testudines, Trionychidae. The record is from RefSeq and is a predicted model, not a curated record.